AUGAUCUCCUCCACUUCCAUGAUUUCGAAUUACGUACCGCUAGAGCUAAUCAACAGUAUACUAUCCAGAUUACCAGUGAAGGCUCUUACACGUUUUCUCCGUGUUUCUAAGGAAUGGUCCGCCUUAAUCAACAGCUCAAAUUUCAUCAAGAAGCACCUCAAUCACUCCAUCGAGACCAACAGCAACCGCACCCUGAUUCUCAAGGAAAAUUCGUGUAUCCGCCAUCACAAUCAAGUUGGUUCUCCGCUCCUUACUCCGACAAUGACCAGUUCGGCAAGUCAGCCCAAAUUUACCAGCCUCUACAUAAUUGGGAAAUCUUGGACUGUUGCCACGGCUUCGAAGUUGCCCAGCGAACCAAUAGACAAACCUUCUAGUUUAUUGUAUUAUUUGUGUUCCGGUUUUGGAUUUGGAUAUGAUCCUCGUAACGACGAUUAUAAAGUGAUGAGAAUUGCACAAUUUUUUGAGGGAGUUUUAAGGGAGUUCUUUGAAGUGAAGGUAUAUCAUCUGAAAUCACAGUGUUGGAAAAAAAUUGAAAAACAUUUUCCAAUCAAGGAGAUAUGUUCAGCGUAG
This is a messenger RNA of Quercus lobata, 570 nucleotides long. RefSeq names its product F-box protein CPR1-like. The record is from RefSeq and is a predicted model, not a curated record. The coding region runs from base 1 to 570 and encodes 189 amino acids. The transcript is spliced from 2 exons. NCBI's taxonomy places the organism in Eukaryota, Viridiplantae, Streptophyta, Magnoliopsida, Fagales, Fagaceae. Gene Ontology annotation, molecular function: protein binding.